Molecule: messenger RNA, 822 nt
Organism: Colletes gigas
Lineage: Eukaryota; Metazoa; Arthropoda; Insecta; Hymenoptera; Colletidae
Exons: 3
Coding region: 1-822 (273 amino acids)
Source: RefSeq, a predicted model, not a curated record
AUGGUGUUCAUGAGAGCACAGUUCGGAGAAUUCGUAGGGAAGGAACGAAUAUCCGUAAUUUUGCAGAUCAGGGGUCCCAAAUAUUACAAUGGAAAAACCAGAGGAAACCAAAACAUGACGACCUUGAUAGCAGUUUAUAUAAGUGGUUCCUUGAAAGACGAAGGAAGUGCAGAUGAAGAAAGUGCAGAACGGUUUUUAAUUAACUUUGCCAAGAAAGUAGAGGAAGAAGGCAUCGAGGAACACAAUAUUUAUAACAUGGACGAAAGUGGUUUAAUGUGGAAGGCUAUUCCUUCGAAAACUUUGGUCCAUGUUCGCGAUGCCUGGGAAGAUGUCACCAGCAAUGAUAUUAAGAAUGGCUGGAACAAAAUUUUUACAAAAGACUCUGAGGAUUCUUCGGAAGAUGCAUUGAACACAACAAUAGAUUCGGAAAUAAGCGAACUAAUCCAUACAAUAAAUGGCGAACCAAUUAAUCAGGAACUGUUAAACGAUUUCUUUUUAUUAUUGGAUCAAGUGGAAAACAUGGAUAUUACGGAACAAGAAGGGGAAGCAGACAUAGAAGAAGAAAUAGAAGGAGGAGACGAACGGCAUGGAGAAGAAGAGGAAGAAGAGCAGCAUCGAGAAGAAGAAGCAGUAACGGAGUUAGAAACGUCACAAGAAUUACCGAUUAUUCAAGCCAAUGAAAACCUUGAAGAACGAAAACUGAGGGAGUUACAGUGGAUAGACACCCUCAUUAAGAACUGGGGCAAUAAUAAACCCCAUGUACAAAUAAUGGGCGAGGCAUUUAAAAAAAUAUUGGAGGCAGAAGCCUUGCCAGAAAAUUAA